Seminavis robusta is the source of this 2996-nucleotide messenger RNA. Lineage: Eukaryota; Bacillariophyta; Bacillariophyceae; Naviculales; Naviculaceae. The record is from the annotation of a GenBank genome assembly.
UUGGCUUUUCCUCUUCAUUAUUCAACCCACACCACACAAAACACAAUCCACCAUCCAACACUUCCAACGCCACUGCACUAUUUUAGUCUGCUUCAUUCUAGCUAGACACUUCUAUAACUACAGUACUACUACCAUUUCAAUUACAACAAUAACAACAACUAACAAACAAUGCCCGUCGCAUUUGCAUUGGGCGCCGCCAAGGCAGCGGAAGCGGCUGGAUCCGCCGGAGCCACCAUGGUGGGAUUGGGCAUGGGCAAGACGGAUUUGGAUUUGACCCGUGAUUUGUUCAAACUCCAAAUGCGACAAGCCAAACGCCUUUGGACGGCCGAUUGGGCCGAAGCAAGUGUACGACAUGGAGAAUCGUGUAUGCAGUCGGCCCAACAGCAUUCCGAAUCGCAAGCGGUUGCCAUGGCCACGUAUUUUCAAGCCGAACGAUUGACGACUCAAUCGAUCAAGUUGGCGCGAGAUCAAGAUUCCCGGGCAUACGAAUUAUCGUGGCGUGCCGAAGUCCGAGAAUCACUGAGGGACGAAUUGGCCAAUCAGAACAAUCGAUUCAAUAUUAUCAUGUUGUGCGAUACGGUCUGUCUCAGUUGUGUCUUUUCGUUGAUUGCCGAUGGCAGUCCACCUACAAGUACACCGUUGAUUAUGCUCAAUGUCUAUGUCUUUGGUGUGGGCUUGUCGUGUACCCUCUUUUCCAUUUCACUCUGGUGUUCGGUUAUUGUCGUGCGACGAUUGCACGAACACACGGCGUCGAUAUUAGAACGCAAACUAUUUUGUUUGAGUGACGAUUUACAAACGGCGUGGAAACUCCAAUUGGCACAAGGAUUGCCGACCGGCCCCAAUGAAAUGCUACUCGUCAAUCAAGCCUACGAACGAUGGGUGAAUGAGUACAUUGAUCCUUUGGGUAAACUCGCGAUUCAUCUCAUGUCCAUGGGCGUCGUGGCCAUGUUUGUCACGGCAGGAUUAUUGGUGCAUAAUCAAUACUUACUGGAGUAUGAGGCACCCAGUGCCAUUUUUAUUUUUUGGGCGACCGUCGUGGUGACUUCUGGCACGGUGCUAUUUAUGAAAUUUUCCGAAGAUUCCAUGGAGAAAAAGAAACAAGGCGUCUACGAUAUUUCCUGGCAAGAUGGACACAAUCUAGAGUCGGGUCCGUUUGCCAAGAUUAUUCGUGCGGCCGAAGAAUUGUUCAGUACCGCGGCACAACAAUUGGGAUCCACCGAGCGGAUGGAAUCACUAAACACGAGAGAACGGGCGGAACGCAAUUUCUGUGCCAAGACGAAAUCGUUGCAUCAUCGCGUCACAUCGCUGCGACACGAAGCGGAACGACGGUCUCAAACACGACAAGAAGUACUGCAGCUAUUGACGACGGCCGCCGAAGAAUUGGAUGCUCUGCCGGAGGAAUUGACAUCGAGACUCAACAAGAUAUUACACGACAUUGACGAAGCCGAUGCCCGGACGGCCAAUCUCGUCACGAUGCAAUCGGAACACAUUCGAGAAGCCAGUCAAAAAGAAUUUAGUCGGCUGCAACGCAGUCAUCCCCGUGCGACCAUGGCAACGGCACCGAUUGAUGCCCAGCGGAUACCGGUGGCACUGGGAUCGUUGCGCAAAAAGUUGGGAGAAAUGCCCUUGACGACAUUAUUGCGCGUCCGAAACUUGUCGGAUGAACCCCUGCGACUCAAAAGUGGAUUGCAGUUGAAAACGGGAAAGUACAUUCAGACACUCAAUGCCCAGGACAAACACGACAAUGCCGUCAACUAUUACUUUUAUCCCGUGUCGGAGAUUCCAUCGCGUGCCGAAGUGGUCAUUGUCGCGCGCAGUGGCGGGUCCAAUUGGAUUCCCACGUCGGGGAUUGAUGGAGAGAUUGUCUAUGAGAAUCGAGACGAGACGUGGUCGUUUCGGAUUGUGUUUCGGAAUGAACUGGUCAAGAAUAAGCGUCGAUGUCACGUCCAGGCAACUCAUGUCGGUGCCAGCAGUACUCACGAUGACGCAGAUGAUACUCAUGGUUCGUCGUCUGAAGACGAUGCGGCAGAACAAUACUGGCAAAUUCGACGGGAUGAAUUGGAUCGCAAAGCCAACAAUGAAGUCUUGGUGACCAUCGAUGGGUGGCGAGGCGGGGAUGCCCGAAAGGCGGCACACGACCAUCGACGAUCCAGUGUGUCACUCAAGAGUGGAUUUCUACUCAAAAAUCGACCCUUUGGAUUGCGGUUGCAUUGGCAGCAACGAUGGUUUGAGCUGACUCCGUUGGAGAUUUUGUAUUCCCAGGACAUGAAUAGCAAGCAAAGCAGUUCCAUUAAAAUCAAGGAUAUCACAAGUGUCCAGCCCGGCUUUGACCUGGUGCACAAGAAUGUGUUUGAGAUACACGUCAAUAAUCGCGAAGCUUACAAGCUUUCGGCCGGAACACUCCAAGAACGGGAUCAUUGGAUGCAGCAAAUCUUGGAGGUUGCUGGCCUCCAUGAUGAUGAUAUGGCAGACAUUGAAGCGAACGUGACAAGCGAAGAUUCCGCUGGAACUCCUAGUCAACAAGGUUUUGAGUGCUAUGUAAGUGACAGGGGAACGGAAUUUAUGCAGGUAUGAUGCACGUGAGGGCAAUAGUCCCCAGUCGUCUUUAGGAGAUGCACUGCAUUUCACAUCUCCGAACAAUGACACUGUACGCAGUCAACAACAAACAAACGAAGAACAAACAAAGAACGCUCAUCGAGAUGGCCAGGGAUGUUUCGACGGAGCAGUAGAGUUGGGCUUUUGCAAAGCAAUCAUCUGCUCACCCCCUCGAGAACUGUAGCUUGAUCAAGUAGAACAAAUUGUCUUUGCUGAUGCAUCCCUAUUCUGCCAGUUGCAUCAUGCCUGCAGUGAAGAUCGGAGAGAGAGAGAGAGAGAGAGUGGCAAGGCAGUGCAACCAAUACUAAAAUAAAACAGUAGGUAGCUAGUCACGAGUUUGUUGCUAUGUAUGCUGGGCAGCUGCUGGCUCUACCCACUGAAUUCAAUAGGAUGACUCAAAC